This is a messenger RNA of Mercenaria mercenaria, 13250 nucleotides long. RefSeq names its product protein bark beetle-like. The transcript is spliced from 18 exons. Gene Ontology annotation, cellular component: membrane. NCBI's taxonomy places the organism in Eukaryota, Metazoa, Mollusca, Bivalvia, Venerida, Veneridae. The record is from RefSeq and is a predicted model, not a curated record. Bases 126 to 9917 code for a protein of 3263 amino acids.
CGGGCCCAAUCCAGGUGACAGAAAAACGUCGACCAUUUUGAAUGUAGGAGAUAAGGUAAAUCACAGGUGUUUUUGUCGGAAUGAAAAUGGGAUAUACGGAAGUGACUAAUUAGGUAAAAAAAACAAUGGCUUUUGGUGGAACAUUACAGAAUGUGUCGGUUUCAGUGUUUUUUCUGCUAUGUUGGGUCUCAAUCGUGUUUUCGCAAGGAUUCAUCACACCUCCGGUGCCAGGUAUACAUCCAAUAGAAGCUAAUGGAAAGCUGUAUAAUCUGUGGUAUGUACCAUCAAAAUGCAAAGACCCUUAUGUGAUGGUACAAUCUGAGUUUGGUGGUGGUGGAAUAGUGAUAAAAGACAGAAAGGUUCUAAUGGAAAAGUAUGGACCAUACCAUAUUCAAGGAAAUAUUGAAAUAGCACCAUCCGGAUGUCUAGUUAUUAUGCCGGGAACUAAGAUGUAUUUUGGUCCAGGAUAUGGCAUAAUCGUCAAUGGAACAUUAAUAGCUAGGGGAAGCUAUUUACCUAAUCAGAGGAUAUUGAUGACAAAGAAUCCCAACACAACCCACUCUGUUGGUCCAAAUGGUGUAUGGCCGAAAGAUGCAAGGUUGGUUGAUGGAAACACUACAAGAGAUGGAAGACUGGACCUUUUGUAUAAUGGCAAGUGGAGAGGCGUUUGCACAAAUUACAACAAUUUUACAGCAAUAGAUUUAAAUGUCACUUGCCGACAUCUUGGAUUUGUGUAUGGCAAUUUCACAUAUCACUCAUUUGCGAGGAAUGAGACAGAUUACAUGGUGUUUGAGAAACCAGGAUGUCGUGGAACAGAGAACAGUCUUUUUGAGUGUCCUGGCAAAAUCAAAGCUGGACCUAACAUUUGCGAUGGUCAGCAGGUAGUUGGAUUUCAAUGUGUUGGCCUGCGUCCAGACUUGGCUAAAGAUCAUUGGAGAGGGAUAGAAUUCUACAAUGCUACAGUUGACUAUAUCUACAAGGAUAAAAAUCUCUAUUUUAACUCAUCCCUAUCUUUCCUGGAAUAUCUAGACAUAUCCUACGCAGGUCUUGAUAUUUACAAAGUGGACGGUUUUCGCCAUGGAAUUGGAACUAUCAGUGCUAGUCCAUUUGUACCAAUAAUGAACAAUGUUACAAUAACACAUGGUGCCUAUGAUGGUCUAAACCUUACUGACAUCAGAGGAGAAAUACACAUUGCUAAUAGUACUAUAGCUCACAAUAGAGGUUAUGGAGUAUUUAUCAAGUCACAUGUUGGACGUACCCUGAUUAAUAUGACAGAUGUUGUUGAUAAUUGGGGAGAUGGAGUGAAGAUGUACCUCACAAACUACACAAUAAAUGAGUUCAAUCGUGACUAUCCGUCCUCUAAGUCAUUUUGCAGAACCCCGUCAUCUAUCUAUUUAUCCGAGUUUCCAGUUGUCUUGCAUGAAGAUUUGGUGAACACUGUGGGUGACAAACCAGCUGGAAGUUCUUGCGAAAAGCUGUAUACCACAGUACCAGGUAAAAUGAUCACACUACACACCAUUAUAAAUGAGAGGGAUCCUGAGGCUACAGGCAAAAUGAUCAUUCGAGACGGAGGCUCAAAGGGAAAAAUAAUCCAAGAAUACCCCAUAGACAAUGGAACGUUCCCUCAGUCCAUCACUACUAAAACAAAUGUGAUAUUUAUGGAAUUUCAAUACACAGUUCCACCACGACCACCAAAUGGAGUAGACCCAACCAAGAGAUGUAAACAUCUGAGAGGCUGUAUUCGUUUUCUGCUAGAAGCUACCACUGAUUAUGGUCCAGAUACUGAGUUAAGACUGAUAAAUACAACUGUUGCUAACAAUACUGGGUAUGGAGUCAACGUUCAAGAUGUUCGCUCAAAAGUUGCCCUCAAUGCAUCUGUGAUAUCAAACAAUGGAUAUGGUGCUGGUCUACGCAUUUACCAAGGGGCCGCAGAAAUUGCAGUAAAUAAUUCUAGAAUAGAAUAUAAUGCACAUUGUGGAGUAAAUAUAACAUAUUCGGGUGGCUACCAACUGUUCAACAUGUCAACCAUAGCACAUAAUUAUGGUUAUGGAGUGAUAACUGAAUAUUUGCGCUUGAAUAGGACACGUAUUGAACUUGUGCAAAAAAUCGAAGUUGUAAGAUCAUUUUUUGUAAUGAAUGAGUGGACAGCGUUUAGAAUAGGCAAUUAUUGUCGUGGAGGAGAGUAUUUGUUUAAUUUGACAUACUUUGGACAUAAUCAGCAUGAAGUGAUUGAGUAUCUGUCGUGUAACAUAUCAACUGCGCAUAAUACAAACUUCAGUAUGGCUUUCAAUGUAUUUGAGAAAAACAAGCGUCACGCAGUCCUGAUGUCGCCAGUUGUGAAUACUGUUGGAGUUUUUACAAAUAACACGUUUAGAAAUCACACGCUUGGAGUGCUGAGAAUCAACAAUGGAUAUGACUUCAUUGAAAAUCGCUGGUAUAAAGAAUUUGAUGUUCAGUAUAAAAUUUUUGGAAAUGCAUUCUAUGAUAAUAGUGGCCGAUAUGUUGUAAACUUCAGAUUAAGUCAGCCUGGACCGCAUCACAAACUGGAGUUUAAGUUCAACAAAUUAACAAAUAAUUAUAUUACAGACCCAUUCAUGUAUUUAAAUCCACGAAGUAAAGCCGAUAGCGUGAUAGUUGUGUCGUCAGGAAACAUCGAGGUCCAGCGGAACUGGAUCUACAAUCCAGAUUCAGUAAGAGAUAUAGCGACUCAUUUAGUAGAUCCCUCCAUCAUUAUUUUAGCCAAUUACAACUGGUGGAAUACACGCGAUCAUGGAAUUGUUUAUCAGAGACUUUUUGACCAGAAAAAUCGUUUUAAUUUAGCGGAACUUGAAUAUUACCCAGUUCUAAAAGAUGAAUGGUUGUAUGGAACGUAUGAUACGAGCGAUGAACCAAGACAUCGGUGGACUUUUCAGAGGGGUUCUAAGAUUGGAGGGGUGAUGGACGGUACCUUUACUACAGAUUACAGGAUAAAGAGAUACACAGUAGAUAGAGAUAUAUUUGUCCUGAAGGACGCUGUGCUCAAUAUUCAGCCGGGAACAACAUUUGAAUUUGAAUCAUCAAUUGGCAUGGUUGUCCAUGGCAGGCUAAAUGCUGAUGGGGCUUUUUUUCCAAUCAAGUUUAAACUGUAUGAGGAUGAUGUGCUUCCAUUAGAAAACCGGACAGUUUAUGAGAAAAUUAGACUGGUUGAAGGUCUUACAGAAUAUGAAGGUAGACUGGAACUCAACAUGACUGGUGAAUUCGGCACAGUCUGCAGUGAUGGUUGGACGGAACAGAACUCGGCUCUUGUUUGCCAACAGUUGGGGCUUACUUACAACCCGGAGUAUGGCGACCCACUGAAGAAAAUGUUUGGGCUCUCUCAACCAAUUUUGUUGAGUCAUGUAGAUUGUGACAGCCUUGACACAGACAUAUUCCAGUGUAAGGCACAACGUGUGGGCGAGUUUGAUUGUGAUCACACUAGGGAUGUAUUUAUACGCUGCCAGGCUCCAACCUGGUCAGGUUUGACAAUACCUGCUAUUCCUAGAUAUGGUCUGACUGCUGAAUCAAGGAUUAACCACCUUACCAUUGAAAAAGCUGGCCUUCUAGACUUUGUUGACAUGUCCUACUCACCUGGUUUUCGUAUUGACUACAAUUUCUAUUCAAUGUCACAUAUCACAGUGAAAAAUUGCGUGUCAGAUGGAAUAAACAUUAAAUAUAGUAAUCCAUUCAGCCGAAAUCAGAUGGAGCAUGUAACGGUGGAGAAUAAUCUCGGGAAUGGAAUUUUAACCAGAAGUCCAUUUCUAAAGUUGUCACAUGUAACGCUUACCAAUAACAACAAAGCAGGCUUCAUUUAUGACCCAAUGUUCACAGAAUAUGAGGCCCUGAGUGUUCGAAACUUUAUAUACAGGAAUAGGACCGUGCCGAUUACUCAGGUACCACAGAUAUCGCUAGGCAACCGUGAAAUGAAAUUCUUGACCUGUCCAGCAAGCCAGACUGAAGAGGAUGCAACAUAUUGGGUCGAGAUUUUCACAGUAACAAACACCUUCCGAGUCACAGUGCAAGUGUUUGACUAUAACCCUCUAACAAACAUUGAAAAAGUUACAUUCUAUGAUGGAAGAAAGUCAGAGUGGCAAAAUUCAAAAUCGUGGUCUAUAGAAGAAGACCUUGUUGACUUCCCGAUUGUAUCUAAUGGACAGUACCUGACUUUGAAGCUCACUGUCCGAGGAUUGAGGUCAGGACGUCUAGCAUUAGCAGUAAUUUCAAGUGGUACAGCUGAGGCUUUAGGGAUGCAUUCAGCUAUACAGAUCUAUAACGCAACAAUUCGAAACAAUGAGAGAGGCAUUGUUACAAAACAUUACAACAACCCAUCUAAUGAAAAAAUGGAAAUAUUUCAUAGAGCAAAAAAUGAAGAAAUUUCAUUUGACUCCGUGAAAAUUGAGAAUAGCAGAGAAGAAGCAAUGUUUAUACCAAGUUUGACAAAAUAUCAUACAAACUUUAUACCAACUUUCGAGGAAAUGACAAGACCUGCAAAAGUUGGAGCCGUAACUUACAAUAUAAAGUUCUCCAAGUUUAUUAACAACAAGAAAGGGAUUCACGGUGAACAUAAUCACGUAGAUUUCGCCAACAAUGUCUGGAAAUGGAAUGUGACUUACUUAGAAAUCAGCGGCUGUCAGAGUGGUGGCUUUGAAAUUGAACUUCCAAGGGUUAAUGACAUGUAUGAAAGACAGUAUCACUCUGUUACCUUCACACAGUCAAAGGUUCACAAUAAUCAAAAUUUUGCGUUUGGAGUUCAUGGUUAUUAUGCCAAAGUAAAUAUAUCAAACAACAACUUUUAUGAUAAUGUAUGCAGGACGGGGUUAAUGACGUUGGAUGGGAUGGAAAAAGAGUUAAACUUUAAUGACAACAGAAUGGAAAAUAACAAAUGUAAAUAUGUGGUGGAUUUUGAUCUAAAGAGUCAUUCGGAAUAUUCAGAGAAUGUAAAGGGAUUUUUUCAAAAUAAUGUGAUAACAAACAAUAAGUACAACUCUUUUACACGUACGUUAGGAACUUCAAACACACCUGUAACGUAUGCUGUAGCUAUUCAAGGUGUUCAGAAUAUUCAAGCACGUAGAAAUGUUUUUGAAAAUCGUGAACUUCAAUAUGAACUGGUAGCUGGAAUUACCUCCCUUAUGUUAAACAGUACUUUGGACGUUAAAGAAAACUAUUGGGGAACAACUGAUCAGUAUCAGAUUAAGAAAAGGAUAUUUGAUUUUGAUGAUUGGAAUAAUUUUGCUAUUGCUGACUAUUUUCCAUUUUUGUCUAUACCAAAUCCUGAUGGUGAUCUGUCAAAUGAUCAAGAAAUAAAAAUUGAGCUGGAUUUAAGUCACCUUGGUGGACGUAUUUGGAAAGAUUUGACUAUACCUCCUGGAAAACAUGAAGUGUUCUCUGACUUGACUGUGAUGCCUGGGGUUAAGUUAGUGCUUCAGCCAGGCACUGAGCUCCAGUUCCAUCCAAAUGUUGGUAUGCUUGUCCUAGGACAACUUGAAGCUAGUGGACUCCCAUAUAGCAGAAUAAAGUUUGGGCCUAAAGCCUUAGUGCAGCAAGUAGGAAGACGUAAACGUCAAGUUGCAGAAGCCCUAUCUGGGGAUUAUCUUACCACCUCCGGUAUCAAAUUAAAUGGCGGACAGGAUGAUAAUGAGGGAUUUCUAGAACUAUACAAUACAACUUCAAGGUCAUGGAAUAUCAUGUGUGAUAAUCAGUUUAAUGAAAAAACAGCAGAAGUUGUUUGCCGAUCUAUGGGUCUAGAGACUGUAAAUGUAGAUGUACGGUUCACACCAUUAUAUGACUAUUUUGUAUUUGGAAAAGCAAUGUAUUUCCUGAAAGAAUUUUGGGGCUAUGCAUACUAUUGCAAAGGUGAUGAAGAUUCUUUAGAUUUAUGUAUGAAGAGAAUUAACUAUAAUAUCAACUCAUGUAUCUUUGCUGCAAACUAUACAUUUAUUCGCUGUGGUAAAAGAAAUUUACCUACGUCUAUUGAUGAUUUUGGAAAGUCUAUGGAUUAUUGGGGAAACAUUAGAUUUGCUCAUUCAAAAUAUGAAGAAGAAAUAAAUCCAUUUAUCCGUGAUAAGGAUCGUUCUCUCUUAGAGUAUGUUGAUAUAGAUGGAGCAGGAAUGCUUCAUGGAGAAAAAGUCGGAGCUAUUCAGACCACUUACGUUAGUCCUAAAAUGAGUAACAUUAAUAUAACACGCUGCAUCUCCAAUGGAAUUGAUGUUGUUGCACCUAGACAUAAUGUAGACAUUAAAAAUCAGAAUAUUUCAGGAAAUCUUGGGUAUGCUAUAAAUAUUCUUGUUCUGAAUGGAGAUUCAACAAUCUCGACAACAUCCUCCUUCAUACCUUUAAUCACUAACACUGUUCCAUACAAUCUGUAUGGUCUAGUAGAUAUUUGUCGAAGAGAGAAGGAAAUUGUCCUAAACAACAGACUCAUUUUGUUUUACAAAUACUCCCAGUCAGCAGUGGAUUGUGUUAAAAUCAUACGCGGCCUAAGCAGUGUUGGUCCAAAAACCAUUGCUUUACGGUUCUUGCAAUUCAGUCUGUUCCAUGACGACUUUUACAGAAAUCUGAUUGAGAUUUUUGAUGGAAAAAUGAUAACAGAAGACAAUAUGCUGGCACAGCUGACGGCCAAUAGCACGCAAGAUGAGAUAAAACUGAAGUAUAUGAGCAGUACUGAUUAUCUUACAGUACAUAUACAUGCUUCACCUUCUUAUGGUUUCCAUGGUUUUAUUGCUGAAGUCGUCACUAUACCAUUGUCUGGACUCACUUAUCCAGAUGACAGCAUCCACCAUAACAUCAAACAUUCCAUAAUGAAAGGUAACCAGGAUGGAGCCCUCCUGUAUAAGAAUGUUGGGGAAAUUACACCAUCGCUUAUCGUUGAUCAGUGUUGGAUUGAAGGAAAUGGUGUUGCCAUUCUCAACCUGACUUCCCUGCCAGUUAUUGACGUUGGUUUGCAGUCAACAAAACAGUUUAACUUCCAGAACAGUUUUGUCAGCAGAAAUAAAGGUGGGAUGUAUGUAAGCGCGACAACUCCAUCUGCUGCUACCAAACUCCGUGCUAACAUUACAAAUAAUGUGUUUGCAUAUAUCACUAACGGAGAAGUAUUAAAUCUGACAGGACAUCAUUAUGAGAAGAUUAAACUGUAUGAAAAUUACAUCUUCAAUAAUACCGCCGGAGAUUUUCGAGAUACUAUACACGUCCAAAAUGUGAUUGUGAACUUCACAUUCAACACAGUUACCAACAAUACAGGACAUUAUGUGGUGCGGUUAUAUAACACGGAGCUGACUGAGGCAACACAGGAGUACACAAAGAACUUGUUCAGCAACAACAAUGCUACAGCUCUGUACAGAUCCCUGUUUCAUGUAGGCAGUGGUAACCCUAAAAUAAAUCACAACUAUAUGGUGAAUCCAGAAUGUGACUUUGAACUGGAAUCAAACCCAAUUAACAAACUUCCAAAUGGACAGCCAGCAUACAGUGCUCCUAUAGAUGCUACAAAGAACUGGUGGGGAUCAGAGAGUACAGGAUAUGUGAAUGGGAAAGUCUGGGACAAAUUGGAUAAUAAUUCCCUUGUAGCUGUAGAAUUUAUGCCUGUGAAAAUCAACAAUCAGUCACUGAUUUAUGGAAAGUGUGCUCCUGGAUGGUUUUUAGAGGACAACAGAUGCUAUAAGUAUAUGGGAGCAGCAUUGCCAUAUGCAGAGGCCAACCAGUUUUGUAAGGAAAACAAUGGUUUCUUAGCAGAGUCUAAGGGUAGAGUGGAAUUUUUGAAGUACUUGUUACGUCUGACAAUGAAUGUAUAUGAUGAGAAUAAACGUGUAUGGGUAUACUCAGAGGUGACAAGCGGAAGGUGUAGUGCUCUUGAAAAGAAUUACAUCACAGAGGAGUAUGACUGCUACAAUGUGUUGCAUCCAUUUAUAUGUGAGAAAGAUCCGUACAUCACAGCACCAGAUUCAUCAAUAUACGCAGCUGUAAUUGGUAUAGCCGCUGGAGUGUUUGGCUUGGCAGUCAUCAUAAUAAUAAUUCUAGCAUGCAUGUGGUGUGUUAAAUCGAAAAGACGUAAGAAGGAGAGGUUUGAACGACAGUCCUCUAUCAGGUCUUCAAUAAAGGGCUCAACCAUCAAAUCAAGGUCAACUAUGAGUAUGUUGUCGGAAGGUCACUCAAAACGAAGAUUAGAUCAGUUGUCAUUGUCUUCGUCAAAGUAUAUGUACGACCAGAGGUCACUGGGUGCAUCACAGAUAAGUCUUGGUGGUGUCACUGAAGAUGAAACAACCACAGAUCCUAGAGAGGCAAGACGUAAAUUACGGCAGCGUGCUGAAGUUGCAAGAGGAAGGAGAGAUAACGAUUCCCCUAGAUACGAUCACCAUGAUUUUCAGAAUGGUCAUGCAGGUGGUAGAAGGAGACGGGAAUAUAGUGAGGAUGUUAGCGAUGAUGAACCAAUAGCUCGAGGAAGACCUGAUACACAUCAUACAAAUGGCGGAUAUAAACACUCGGAUGAGAGUCAAGAUUACACAGAGCGAGACAGUGAUGAUGACUGUGUAAAGAAACCAAUCUCUGAUAGCGAAGACGAAGAAGACCAGAGAAGUAGUUUUACCCCGGUUAAAUUUAAACCUAAUGUUGAAAAGGAUUUAGAUUCGAUACAGAUGAAUCCUAAUGGAUCUAUACAGUUUAGAAAACAGGAUGACUCUGGUAGUGUUGAUUUGAGUGGGAGACAACUAAACCGGUCAAUGUCAAGUUUUAGCGCACAUGAUUCACAGCAGGACCAAGGAUCAAAUUCCAGUCAUGGCAGUGGAUUAGAGGCAGUAAAUGCACCCAUACCCCCACCUUCAUUACCUCUUAACAUUCCGGCUAAACCUAAUACCCCAUCACGACCUCAACCGAAACCUGUGCCUGCUCCAAGACCAAAACCUUUGCCAUCUGCAAGAUCAUUUGGAAGUAAGGAAAAUCUUGGAGAAAUGAAGUUGAACAAUUUGAGUCAAGAUGAAGUCAGUGAUUAUCGUGGAAGUCGGGAAAGACUUGACAAUGUGUUUAGUGGUAGAAAAGCUCCAAGUAGGGAGAAUUUGAACACAUUUAAUGAGCCAUAUAAACAGCCCAGAAACAGGAGUCGUGAGGAUUUAACUAAUACUGGUUUAGGUGUAGGUGUUGAUUUAUUACCACGACAAAAUAAGAAUGCUUUGGAUAAAGAUGAAGGAAGGGACUCACCCCUUCAUACAAGUCGUGAAAAUUUGCUUCCUAAACGAAAGGACAGUGAUGGUUAUAGACCUCCAGCUAAAAACAAUCAUUUAAAUAGAAGUCGUGAAAAUAUUUACAAACCUGAACUUUAUGAUCGUGCAGCAGAUUCUAGCAGGGAACCAUUAUAUCCAUAUCAGGGGACUGAACCAGGUGUUGAAUACAUGGGUCGGCAGACACCACAAAACACAGACUAUAGUGAUGGUACAGGAAUUGACUAUUUACCAAGAGACACCAGAACUCCUAUGAAAAGUAGAUACAUGAUUGGUCAACCUCCACACAGUCCUGACAGUCAGCCACCCCCAUACAGUCCUUAUCAGUCUCAGGAUACUGCAUAUCAGUACAGUCCAUCUGCUUAUCAACCCAGUUACCAAGACGAUAGUGCUAGAUAUCAACCGGACUCAUAUAAACCCCGCUAUCCUUCAAGUAGCGCAAGUGAGGGUAUGCCUCACCAGCCCCCAUCUAACAGUGGUAUAGACUAUCUGCCUAGAAGUAAUAUCGGGGCAUCUCCGAAACCGAAUAUAUCAAGGUCACGUGAAAAUAUUUCACGGUCACGUGAAAAUCUGUCUCGUUCUAGAGAAUAUCUGCAAUACUUAAAUGCAGAUCAAAGAGCAUGUGACAGUGAUUUACGGGAAAAUUCUACAGAUGUUGUGAAACCAAAGCAACAGAAAUCAAUUGAAACAGAAAUCUAAAAGUACAUAUCCAAUGAAAUGAUGUAACAUAUCAACUUAUUUUUAUAUUUGUACAGGCCUACUAUAGGAUAAAGAUUUUUUGUAUAUAGAAAUAUGUAUUUUAAACAGAAGUUUUAUACUUUAAAAAUUAAUGUUGUGAUACUAGUAAGUGACCAAGGUACACUAGGUACUGUUUGCAUUACAUUUUUUCUGUACAAAAUGUAUAUCUUUACAUUUUUAAAGGUGAUUUGUGUUGUGUUUUAAAAUAGCUCAAUUAUGAGAGCAUUCAAUUACAGUGAGUUAAUUUAAGAUUUAAUCUUCAAGCAGAGCUUAUUUACGAAAAAGCAGCAAUUUGAUUAAGAAAGAAUUUUUUGUAAAAAAAACUUGGUUUUGGUAAAUUUUGUCACAUUGUGACCGAAAAUUCCCAAUAUGACUCAUAAUUUAGAGCAUUUUGAAAUUUGUGUUUGUAUUGCUGACUGUCAUAGUUAUUUCAAUAUGUCACAGAAUUGACACUAAAAUUGAGCAUAAUAUGCCUUUUUUUUUACUUCAGUGUUAUCAUUUUAUGAUUUUUAAAAAAAACGUUUUCAAGUGCAAUAAGGUAAAAUUAACAAAAAAACCCAGAGUUUUAAGUUCAUAAACAUUAAUUUGUUUUAGAUAAUUCUUACAUGUUUAUCCAUGUAAAUAUUGAUACACAGUACAUCAUUUGACUUUUCAUAUAUUGCCUGACCACAAAUAAAUUUGUGUGCAUAUUGUGAUAGUCUCUAGUAUUUCUCUUGUUGUCGAAUUUUUCAUCCUUAACAUUCAGGUAAUUGUAAUGAUUUUUCAAAAGAAAUUUUUCAGCUUUAAUCUGUCUGUAAUUUUCUAUUUGGCAGUAGUAAUUUGUGACAGAAAUACUUCCAUGUACAUUGCAUCCAUAGGUAGAUGGACAUUACCUUGUUCAGCAUCAACCCAUACAUUUCGAAAUGAGCCGUGCCAUGAGAAAACCAACAUAGUGGGUUUGCGACCAGCAUGGAUCCAGACCAGCCUGCGCAUCCGCGCAGUCUGGUCAGGAUUCAUGCUGUUCCCUUUUAAAGCCUACUACAAUUAGAGAAACCAUUAGCGAACAGCAUGGAUCCUGACCAGACUGCGCGGAUGCACAGGCUGGUCUGGAUCCAUGCUGGUCGCAAACCCACUAUGUUGGUUUUCUCAUGGCGUGGCUCAAAUGAUUUAUUAGGUUUAUAGUUCAUCUUUAUAAGAUGAACUGUUCUAUAUCUACAGAAUGUGGUCAUUCAUUCACACACUAGAAAGGUCAUUUUCUACAUAAUGUGCCUUAACUAAGGUUUCCGUUUCCAUUUACUUUCAACAUAUCGUUUUAUUUUUCAAACUUUUUAAAUACAAUAUUUACUCAUGUAUAUUUAUGAACUUCAUACAUUCCAUUGCUCAGAUUUGUAUCAUUGCUUAAAGUUACAAGGAAUUUCCUAUGUAUAUGUAUACAGGGCAAGGUAAAUUCAGGGGAAUGUAAAUUUGCUUUUAGGUCACUGAGUAACUGUUGAUGCUUUGUCUUUAGAUGGAUGAUUUUGAAAGAUGAAUUCUAGUUUAUUCUGUAGAAAAGACUUAUCAGGGAUUCUGGUUAGUUGAUUAGAAGAAUUUUUAACAGCUUUCAGUUCCAAAGCAUAAAACUUAUUUUUUAUAGCAAUUUGAACUGAUUUGAAAAAAAAUCCAAGUAUAUAUUUUUUGACCGACAUUUUCGAUUACUAUAGAAGCUGCCCUCACAAACACUACUAAAAUCAUACAUUUUAAUAACUUUACUAUGUUUUUAGCUCGACUAUUCAUAGAAUAGUAGAGAUAUUGGACUCGCCCAUGCGUCGGCGUCCGCGUCCCAAUUUGGUCAAGUUUUUGUAUGUAAGCUGGUAUCUCAGCAACCACUUGUGGGAAUGGAUUGAAACUUCACACACUUAUUCACUGUGAUAAACUGACCUACAUUGCACAGGUUGCAUAACUCUAUUAUGCUUUUUUACAAAAUUAUGCCCCUUUUUCGACUUAGAAAUUUUUGGUUAAGGUUUUGUAUGUAAGCUGGUCUCUCAGUAACCACUUGUGGGAAUGGAUUGAAACUUCACACACUUAUUUACUGUGAUAAACUGACUUACAUCGCACAGGUUCCAUAACUCUAUUUUGCUUUUUUACAAAAUUAUGCCCCUUUUUUGACAUAGAAUUUUUUGGUUAAGGUUUUGUAUGUAAGCUGGUAUCUCAGUACUCACUAAUUGGAAUGGAUUGAAACUUCACACACUUGUUCACUGUCAUGAUCUGACAUGCACAAAGCAGGUCCCAUAACUUUAUUUUGCUUUUUUUUUCAAAAUUAUGCCCUUUUUUCAACAUAGAAAUUUUUGGUUAAGUUUUUGUAUGUGAGCUGGUAUCUCAGUAUCCACUAAUGGGAAAGGAUUAAAAUUUCACACACUUGUUCACUGUCAUGAUAUGACUUGCAAUGCAAAGGGUCAAUAACUCAACUUCGCAUUUUACAAAAUUAUGCCCCUUUUUUGACUUAGAAUUUUUUGGUUAAGGUUUUGUAUUUAAGCUGGUAUCUCAGUACCCACUAAAGGGAAUGGAUUGAAACUUCACAUACUUGUCCACUGUCAUGAGCUGAUAAGCACUAUGCAGGUUCCAUUACCCUAUUUUGCUUUUUUACUAAAUUAUGUCCCUUUUUCGACUUUCGUAUUCAUUCAAUCGACAAGGCUGUUGAGUCGAGCAUUGCUGCCCUCCGACAGCUCUUGUUUAAAAAGCAAUCUGUUAUACAGUGAUGAGCCACUCCCUUUGUAUAAAAAUACUGACAAGUUUACAAAAGCUUUGUCUGUUGUAUGAGUUAUCUUUAAUUUACCUGUCUUUAUGACAUCAAGUAUUUUAGCUUUUGUCUUUGUGAAAUUGUUUAAGAUAGUUUACCACAUUUUAAUUUAUACAGUCAGCUAUAGUUUUAGGCAUGCUAGCUUUAAAAGCACAGUAGUAGUGAGAUUUUACACAUUCUUCGAUAUAACAUUUUACUCGGUCAGAUAUUAAACAUUUUCCAGUCUUCAGUGUAACCGUAGUGAACAUAAUCAUUUUAAAACAGUGAUAGGUUUUAGGUCAAAGGUUGUAAGUCAUAGCGACAGACCUUGUGUACCUGACAGACAACAGCAUAUUUGCUUUGUAAAUACAUAUAUGUAGUUAAGAAUAUUGUAUGUCUAUAUUUGUACAUAGCAUAUUUUUUGUCCAUAGUCCACUUUAAUAUACAUUCCAUUUUCUCUCUGCCAUCCAUUCCUUUUUGAUGUAUACAAAAUUACAAAUGCCAUUUUUAUACAUUUUUCUUUAUAAUAAACAAAAUAAACAAAAAUUGCUAAAAACUGA